Messenger RNA from Brienomyrus brachyistius, 3657 nucleotides. RefSeq names its product N-acyl phosphatidylethanolamine phospholipase D (gene napepld). The transcript is spliced from 5 exons. Gene Ontology annotation, molecular function: N-acylphosphatidylethanolamine-specific phospholipase D activity; zinc ion binding. Gene Ontology annotation, biological process: N-acylphosphatidylethanolamine metabolic process; N-acylethanolamine metabolic process. Lineage: Eukaryota; Metazoa; Chordata; Actinopteri; Osteoglossiformes; Mormyridae. The record is from RefSeq and is a predicted model, not a curated record. The coding region runs from base 466 to 1650 and encodes 394 amino acids. Gene Ontology annotation, cellular component: membrane-bounded organelle; cytoplasm.
GUACGAUUUUGGUACUCCUUAAACUAAUCGGUUAUGCGAACCAUUUAGCAAGGCUACACGUGCAGUAUAGGUUAGUCUAUACUAGAUAACUUUUUAUUCAAUUCUUCAAAGUUUUCGUUUUUAGUACAUGCAAUGUAAACUGCAAAGAUAAGAAGUACUCUCCGUCACUAGAUUGAAAAUCAGCACCAAUACAUAUGGGCUGGUGCCCGACACAUAAGCAUUAAAUAUUCUGCACAGUUAAGACCCAGGUAAACACUUUAUUAAAAUUAAUUUCACGCUGAAUUAACUGCCCUAUUAUGGCGUCGUCACGUGUUCCCAUUAUGAUGGCAGCAGCCUCUUGAUCGGUACUUUGUUACUGGUCCAAGAGAAAAAGAAAAAAAAAACUAUUUUCACGUUUCAGUCUGCGUUGCGAAUAACGCUAACGAGCGUUUUCUUCACACGAUAACAAGAGCAUCCGCUGAUCCCAUGGAGGCGAAGGAUAUGGUGGUGCAGAGCCUGCAGGAGGAGGAGGGUUCUGGGGCAGACAAGGGUGAAUGUACCAAGGAACCCAGGACGAGUAGCUCGUCGCAGUCCUCGCGCAAAAGUUUCCGCCUGGACUAUCGGCUGGAGGAAGACGUCACAAAGUCCAGGAGGGACAAACAUGGUCGUUUUGUGAACCCCUGGCCUACCUGGAAGUUCCCCUCUUAUUCCAACAUUCUUUGGUUUUAUCUGUUUGACAAAAACAACAGCAGCAUCCCUACCACCAAAGAGGAGUUGGAUCAGAAGCUGCCCAUAUUGGAGCCCUAUUUCAUCCGGAACCCCGAGAGGGCUGGCCAGACUAAUGCCGAGUUGAGGGUGACCUGGUUGGGUCAUGCCUCAGUGCUGGUGGAGAUGGAUGAUCUAGUGAUACUGACAGAUCCAGUGUUCAGCCAGCGGGCGUCACCAGUGCAGAUCGCAGGACCUAAGAGGUUCCGGGACUCGCCAUGCACUGUGAACCAGCUGCCGCGGGUCCACGCCGUGCUCAUCAGCCACACCCACUACGACCACCUGGAUCUUGGCUCAGUGACUGCCCUGAACCGCCGCUUCGGCAGUGACCUGCGCUGGUUUGUACCCCUGGGCCUGAUGAGAUGGAUGCAGAGCUGUGGCUGCGAGAACGUCAUUGAGCUCGAUUGGUGGAAAGAGAACUGCGUGCCGGGUCACGACGAGGUCACCUUCGUCUUCACACCCUCUCAGCACUGGUGCAAGCGCACGCCACUGGAUGAUAAUAGGGUGCUGUGGGGCAGCUGGACUGUCCUGGGGCCCCACAACCGCUUCUUCUUUGCCGGAGACACCGGCUACUGCUCUGGCUUCCAGGAGAUUGGCAGGCGCUUUGGACCUUUUGACCUGGCCGCAAUCCCCAUUGGUGCAUACUUGCCCAGGGACUUUAUGAGGCCACAGCAUGUGGACCCAGAUGAGGCUGUGCGGAUCCACAUUGACCUUCAAGCAAAGCAGUCCCUUGCCAUCCACUGGGGCACCUUUGCUUUGGCCCAUGAGCAUUACCUGGACCCUCCUGUGCGCCUCAAAGAAGCCAUGGAGAAAUAUGGGCUGGAUGAAGACGUAUUUUUUCUCCUGAAACAUGGUGAAUCACGACAUCUGAAGUCCAGCGAAGAGGUGUUUGCUCACCACAAGUGAUGGGUGUUAUGAGUUUAGUUUCAUUGCGGUUGCUUUUGUAAUUUCAGCGCUUAAUUUUUUUAUUUUUUAAUGAAGUUUGAGGACUCUUUCAGAGCAUUUAUGUAAAUGGUGAGAUUUUUUUUUGGAUUAUAACGUAAAUGUUGAUUAUGUUUCAUUUGUUCAGUCUAAUGAAUUCAGUUCAGCUUGAACUUCUCAGUUUUAAACCCUGGUUAACUGUUCAGGCAAUGGUUAAUGUCAGGCAAUGGUCUGUUAAAAAAAGGUUUGCAUAUUGUGUAAUCCAUCUAUCUUCCAUAAAUUCAUAUUCAGCACAUGGUUGCAGAGAACUUUGAGCCUUGCUCUGGCAGCAAUAGACACAAGGAAGAUACACAUUUUAUUACUCUAUAAUACAUUAACCGAAAGUUUGGAAUCACGCCAAAAAGUUUGCAUUUUCCAUGAAAACUCCAUUUUAGUCAUAAAUUUCAUAUUAAAUUAGAAAUAAUGUUUAGUGCUUGAAAUAAUCAAAGAAUCCUCCCAUCUGCAGCAAUCACAGCCUUGCGGACCAUUGGCAUCCCUACUCUGAAUUUGUUGAGCUAAUCUGUAGAGAUUUCACUCCAUGAUUCCCGAAGUACCUCCCACAAAUUGGAUUGGCUUGAUGUCAUAUGAUCAAGCUCCUCCCACAUCUACUCAAUAGGGUUGAGAUCUGGUGACUGACUUGGCCAAUCCGUCACAGAUAGAAUGCCGUUUGGCUGCUUCUUGCCCAAAUAGGUCUUGCAUAACUUGAAGCAGUGCUUUGGGUCAAUGUCCUGUCGUAGGAUGACAUUGGCUCUAAUCUGCUGCCGUCUAAGAACAUAAGAAAUUUACAAACGAGAGGCCAUUCGGCCCAUCAAGCUCGUUUGGGGACUGCAGGGUAUGGCAUAGUAAUUUCCCUGUAAAAAAUCCAUAUUUACCAGCACCACAGCAUCCCCAGACCACAACAUCUCCACCACCAUGCUUGAAUGAUGACAUCAAGCACUUCCGCAUUUCAUUUGUCCGCGACUCAAGUGUUCUUCUCUAUGAUCCAGACACCUCAAAAUUAGAUUUGCCUGUCCAUAGCACUUUUUUCCCCCCAAGUCAUCCAUCAACCAAUGUGUACGAUCUUUUGUCCAUUUGAAUCUUUCCCUUUUUUGGCCAGUCUCAGAUACAGCACUCUGGAGGUAUCUCCAGAGCCUCAUCACUGUCGAAGAUGAGAUUGGCAUUUUGUGGCUUCUGUUUAAUAAAGCUGCCAGCUGAGGGCCUGAGAGGAAUCAGUUUCUCAAAAUAGAGACUGUGAUGUUUUUAUUCUUCUGCGAAGCUGUGCACUGCAGCCUCCCACUCCUCUUUCUGUCCUGUUUAGACCCAGUUUUUACUCUUCUGUAAAGGCAGUAUUGCAUGCCUUUGUAAGAUACCAUCAGUAUCUUGGCAGUGUCUCAAAAUGGAAUAGCCUUCGUUUCUCAAAACAACAACAGGCUGGCAAAUUUCUAAAGAAAGCUUUCUCUUUCUGGCCAUUUUGAGACAAUAACUGAACCCACAACAUGCUGAUGCUAAAGAUAUCCAAGUAACCCAAAGAAGGGCAGUUGCUUCCUUAAACAGCACACCAGUUUUCAGCUGUGCUUAUUUGCACAAGGGUUUACUAAGGAAGAAUUAUUCUUUCAAUAUUACUUAGGAUUUACUAACAUAAUGUGCCAUUGGAAAGCAGAAGUGUUUCUGCUUAAAAUAUUUGUAUACCUAUGUAGGCAUUUUAUUGAAAAAUCAGCUGUUUCAAGCUAUAAUUUACCAGAUUAACAAUGUCUAGACUAUUUCAAUUUAAUGAAAAGAAUGCGAUUUUCUUUCAAGAACAAAGUUUUUUGCAAUGUUUUACUACAUCUGGCAAUUUACCAUGCUUUGAGUACUUACAUAUAUUACAAAUGAAUGUAAGAUUUUAUUACUAACUGUAAAAUAUCCAUUUUCAUUCCUAUAAUUAUGUGUAUUUAAAGCAUACCGAAGUGAAUACAAACUCUGCCUUAAACUGCC